Molecule: messenger RNA, 4573 nt
Organism: Acanthoscelides obtectus
Lineage: Eukaryota; Metazoa; Arthropoda; Insecta; Coleoptera; Chrysomelidae
Source: the annotation of a GenBank genome assembly
UUUACAUCACAUCAGAGCCAAAGAUUGAUAACAAGCCUCAUGACGUUUAGGAAACACGUACAACUAAGUGCUAAGUUAGCAUCUUGUAGAAUAAUGUAAAAAAAAAACAGCAUAAUGUCACUUUUCAAGAUACGUGAUACCCGCGCCGGAGCGCCACACUCCGGGCACAUCACAUAGUACUACCAGAGACGACACUGUCAAAAAUCAGGUAGUAUCAACGCCAGCUUGAGAACUAUGCGUUUGGUGGGAUUCCUGUUGCGACAUUUAGGUGUUAUCCGUGGAAUGUUUUGACACGUGACCACCUAACAGUUUUAUCAAUACAAAUCAAUUAUCUGGCCUAUAUCUAUUUGGGUAAAUAAACACACUUCUUCAUUCUGUAGUUUGAUAUCUGACAUUCGCGACGUCAAGUUAAUAACACAACACAACUCCUAGGAAAAAAUCCUCCGGGCGCUAAUGGACAUAAGCGGGAAAUAUGGUAAGCAGUUGGGCGCGCGAACAUCAAAGGGACCGACAGCAGGUGUCGCAUGUGUAUAAUCUGUGAUUCUGUGCUCCGGGUGUAUACAACUCUCAAUUCAAAAGCACUGGAAACGAAAGCAGCUCAAGUGUGCCCAUGUGCAAAAACUGACAAGUGCAAAGAACAUCUUGAUGAAAGCUGUGCCGUUGUUUAGAUGUAGUUCACGCUGCUUCCGUGAUUGAUGCGAGUGGUGUUUGACAAGAUUCGAUUUGACAGAUAUUUAACCUUCAAAUAAAUUAAAAAAAAAUUUAAACGUGGGCCCCUUUUUAUUGCACCUUAUUCAAAAUUCCACUUUGCAAUGGCUUUGUGGAAUAUAAAGGAUCUUGCGCUACCUCCAAUAGCUACUUAUAAAGCAAACACGAAAGACAUUGACAUUGUGUACUUGCGGCAGGUGUGCAGAGAUUCAAGGCAGUUCUUUGAAGAUAAAAAAAUCAUGCACGCUGAAUACCUGAUACUAUCAAGAAUAGUUUAUCGUAUGAAGCAAAAAUUUCGCUCUGCAAAAGAUUUCAAAGCAGUGGUGAAGAUGUACAAGACUCUGGAUAACUACUUCAAAAUAAACAUAGCUGAAUACAUCAACACAUUCAUGGAGCUUAUUCCUUAUAAUUAUGAAGAUGAUUCAACAUAUCUCCCAACAAAAAAUUUGGUUGACUACAUAUUAGUCAGACACCAAGGCAUAGUAAAACUACUAGUUCGGAUUGUAGAAACAUCAAAACUUGCAGCACAUUUAUUAGAAGAAAGAAUACAUAUUGGUCACUCAUGGCAGGGUGCUUUUAUAUUAUUUGCGAUAGCUUCAAGAGUAUAUGUUUUAAGCAAAUUUAUAAUUCAAAAGGCUUGUGAUUUUUAUCAAAAACUACUCCCGUUCUCAAGUAAAUUGAAAAAUUUGGGUACUGAUUGGUUGAAAAGUGACUAUAAGCUACCAAAAGACCUUAGACAAUGGUUAAAUGUUGACUGGUUAGAUAUUGAUGAUGAGGUGAAAAUACUUGAGGAACCUGAAAUUCCAAGAAUCACAGAUUUCUUUGAUCUUGUUGAUGAUGAGGAUGUUCAAUUUUGUGAUGAAUACAUUGUCCUUGAUGACUCUUUGCUUAAUAGAAAAGGUAAUAAAAAUAAUACUAUGUUAGAAUAUAGCAUCAAGUCAUUGAGAGGAUUUGAUUUAGAAGAUGAAGGUGAAAUAAUUGAAAUAGAUAGCAUGAGACAGAAUACCUCCUCUAAUUGUGAGAGUUUUGGAAAAUUAUUGGAAAAAGACUUACAAUUAUUAGUAAACGAUAUGACGGUAAUUCCUGCCAAAGGCACAGUUUGUUCAAGCAAUGAUGUGUUAGAUGAAUCUACAAAACAUAUAGAGGAUAAUGAUGAUUUAACUCUCUCAUUUGGAGAUAUCUCAGCUAUCCCAAAUCCAAAUGAUACUACACUUACUAGAGAAAAUGUAGAUAAACUACAUUCUACUGCUAUACACCCAGAUGAACUGACAGUUCAAAAUAUUAAUGAUAAUGCCUCAUUUAUCCCUCAUUCAGAGAGUCAAUGUUCUUUAAACAAAAAAAGUGAUACCAAUAUACCAUCAAAUUCAAGAACGGUAGAUAAUUCAGUGGAGAUAAUAGAAAAAGAUGUGACAGUCAUUUCAAUCCAUGAUACAACACAAGAUAAAGCAUCAUAUAAUCCUGAAGUAGAUGUUUGCUCGUCCAUAUCAUGUAAAAAUAAGAAAAAUGUUGAGAAUGUCCUACCAUCUAUAUCAAACAAUACAACGAGAUCCUCACAGACCUUAAAGAAGAAGAAACAAAGAAAAAUAUUAGAUACUCCAAAGUAUAAUGAAACUAUCUUCCCGUCAACCUCAAAAACAGGUAUCAAAACAGAUUGUAAUAGUAAACCACAGAAGCUAAGCAACAGCACCAAAUCUGUAACAAAAAUUCAUAAGGCAAGUGAUGUUUCAGAUUUUGAUGUAACGUUACCAACAGGCUUUGUUACAAGUGAUGUUUCAGAUUUUAAUGUAACUUUACCAGCAGGCUUUGUUGUCUUAUCAUCAGAUUCUGAGGACUUAGAUAGUACUAUUGUAGAGAGCUGUGUUUCAAUGCAGAAGGGACCAGAAAAGUCAAGGUUUCAAUCACAUUAUAUCAGUGAUGAUAGUGAUGAUGCAGAUUUGCAGGACAGUUGGUUUUUUGACUAUAAUAGAAGUGAAAUAGCGAUAACAAAAUAUAAUCACAUGAAUAGAAAUUUUAUUGGUGAACCCAGGUUUCCUUCAGGACACACACCAGGUAAAAAUAAGAGGCAUAAAAAGAAAAGAAGUGUUAGUAAUAGUGAUUUUACUGCAAAUCCACCAAAAAGAGCAAGAUUGGAGAGAGAUCAAAAACCAGAUAUAACAAAUAGAAAUUUAAUUGAACACAUUGAGCCAAAUGUUAAGGGAAAAAACAGAAAAGGCAGAGGCAAGGGGAAGUCAAAAAGAUAUUACAAUAUGAAGAUUGCUGAAUGAAGUAUAUAUAUAUAUAUGCGCCAAUCCCGUACUUGUAAUAUUGCUGUAUUUUGCAAUAUUAAACUGUUCUACUGUACUUUGUUGUUGUUAAUGAUAUUACUCAUCAUACAAUAAUGUUAUAUGCACAUAGCCAAUAGAUUUAAGAAAAAAAUACUGGUGGCUCAAUAUCAAUUCUUAUCAAUUUUCAUCCAUACAUGGUUAUCACUGCCAUAUUUAUUUCAAAGUGCUUUCGUGGGGACAACGAGAAGCUAUUGCAAGCAUGUUACAGUGCACGUGGUGUAAACAAAUUUAAGACGAGUGCACGUGGUGUAAACAAAUUUAAGACGAAACAUGGAGUUGUCUCGAGAGAGUUAUCGCGCUAUGAUUUACUAUGAGUUUAAUGUCGGUUGUAUGGAACGGUUACAAAAGGCAUUUGGUAAUGCAGCUCCGUCGCCAGGCAAGUGCGUUUCGCUGGUAUGCCGAAUUUAAAAGAGGGCAUGUUUCAUUGGCUGAUGAAGAACGUAGUGGUAGGCCAAGUUGAAGUGUGACUAUGAAAACAUUGCAUUCCAAGUUCAGCGGCUAAUUGAAGAAGAUUCUCGCUGCAUAUAUGCGACUAUAGAGGCAACUCUUGGGGUAGGUUCCGCAACAGUGCACACAAUUUUGAAUGAUCAUCUUCAUUUAAAAAAAGUUGUUGCGUGCAAUCCGGCAUCACGACAAUGCCUAUAGCCACACUGCCCAACUAACCGUAGACUUUUUACGCCAGCGCCACAUCAAAAUGCUAGAGCAUCCGCCUUAUUCGCCAGAUUUGGCAAUGUGUGACUUCUGGCUCUUCAACAAUUGGAAAAAAAAUCUGCGUGGUCGUAAUUUUCGUUGUUGAAGGCAUUCCAAAAACUGACUGGUUAAAAGCAAUUCAUUUGUGGAAGGUUAGGCAACAGAAGUGCACUAAUGCUGUAGGAGAAUACUUUGACCAUAAAUAAAUAAACUAGUUUACGAAAAACAGUUUUUAGUUUUCGUGUAUCUCAAAAUAUAUAGCGUGGCCCUCGUAUUUAUAAUAAUUUGUAUUGGAUAAUGAAUGAUAGAGAUUUUGUUUGCAUGAGGAACUCUGGAUUAGUUCAUCUGGAUUUCAGUUCGGAAUUUCCUUGUGGCACUUUCCAAAGUUUAUGUACUAAAUAUUAUUUUUCUCUUGUUUUAUUGCAGUCUGAUGUGAGAGUUGCAAUUACAAUGGUAAAUUAAAAGCAUAGCUGAGAAAAAAUUCACUCAUGCAAUGAUAAAGUAUCAAAAACUUUUGGAUAGUCCAUAACUUUAUUAGUUUUUGUGUGUGCCAAAAUGAGAAAAUCACAAUGUAUUUUAUUGAAUUCUAUGUUCAAUCUUCUUCUCUAUCAUUUGAGCUGUUUCAAAAGCCUGCUAAUAAUUUCAUUAAAAGCAAUUUGAGAUACAAGUGAAGGUAUUUGUCAUUAAAAAAUUCCAAAAUCAGAUUCACUUAAUUUUUGUGAUGUCCUCUAAGUUUGGUUUGCCCCUGAAAGGUUAUUUCACAAAAAUUUGUUUGUUUCAUACUUUUUAUGCAGAUAGGUAGUAUGUAAUAGAAUGUACAUAUAAUACAGGAAAGCAUUGUUUCUUUUGAG